GAAAAUCUUAUCUUCUGGUGAAGAAGAGAAAUAUGAGUUCCAUAAGCCAAAGCAUUCUCAUGGCUUUAACAGUAACUGUUAACAAAUAUGCUUCUUCCAAUGUUCAAGCUGUACGCAGAAACGAUACCAAACGUGAUUCUUUAACCGCUCCAGUUGCUGAUUUAGGACGCAGAAACAUCCUCUUCUCCUCAACGUCGUUCAUCGCCACUGCUUUGACCAGCAGCGAUCAGCUUCUCCAGAAGUAUUUGAAGAAGACUGAGGAAAACAAAGCCAAGAAUGAUAAAGAGAGAUUGGACAGUUUUUACAAGAGGAAUUAUAAAGACUACUUUGAGUUUGUUGAAGGAUCUAUAAAAGGAAAGACAGAAGCAGAGCUCAGUGAAUCUGAAAAAAGGAUUCUUGAAUGGCUCAAAGCCAACAAAUGAUGAUGAUGAUGAUGAUGAUUAUGAUUGAUGAUGAUGAUAAAUUUUUGUAUGUCUAUGAAACUUUUUUUAAAAAGGCUGCUCAGUAAUUUAUAUAUCUUUUUUUUUUUUUUUUUUUUUUUUUUUUUGCUAAACCAUUGCAACAAGGCUAAAUGUCACAGUGUGCCACUGGUAAUUUAUAUA
Messenger RNA from Arabidopsis lyrata subsp. lyrata, 602 nucleotides. RefSeq lists its product as uncharacterized. The transcript has 3 exons. The coding region runs from base 33 to 422 and encodes 129 amino acids. Lineage: Eukaryota; Viridiplantae; Streptophyta; Magnoliopsida; Brassicales; Brassicaceae. Gene Ontology annotation, cellular component: photosystem I. The record is from RefSeq and is a predicted model, not a curated record. Gene Ontology annotation, biological process: photosynthesis.